Molecule: messenger RNA, 2378 nt
Organism: Brassica rapa (field mustard)
Lineage: Eukaryota; Viridiplantae; Streptophyta; Magnoliopsida; Brassicales; Brassicaceae
Product: protein HAIKU1
Source: RefSeq, a predicted model, not a curated record
AACAAUCUCUGCUCCCCAUAUCCCCUCCUCGCGCAUAGUCGAUUGUCAAUGCAAAAUCAAAUAUCUAUUAUCUUUGGAAGAUUGGUUUGGGCUGGACAAAAAAUCCGUAAAUUUUGAUUCCAUUUAUUAUUCAUUUUGAUUCGAACAGAAAAAAUUGGAUAUAUCAAAAGAACAGUUAAAAAAAAUCCGUAGAAAAUAUUAUUUUCUGUCGACUAUGUACCUUAGUUUGUAUUUCAACAUGCAUUUUACAAUUUUACUAAAAGUGACAAUAAAAAGAAUAAAUCUAAAAGCAGAUAUGGUUUCCUAAAUAUUGUUCUUCUUAGUAUAGAAAACAGAAUAUACAAAUUGACCUUUCUGCUUUGGACAACUUAGGAAGAUGAUAUAUUUGCAUGUGAAAACAACCUUUCUACUUUGGAUAUAUAUAACAACUUUUCCCUUCCUAUUAUACACCAAUCCAUCCAUUUUCCAUCAACUCAUUCCUUUAUUAACAACUAAACACUUGGGGGAAGGAAAUGUUCGAAGUGUGACGAUCUUGACACGUCACUACAGUCUGGCAAAAGACGAUAUUUUUUUUCUUCAAAAAUAUAUAAAAUAAAAAGAAAUGCCUUGAGAGACGAUUGGGUCAUCUCAUUUCUUCUUUCUUCGUUGACAGAUUUAAUUUAGGGUUCAUUUGAAUUCUCCUUCUUUCUCAGUUCAUCUCAGGUGCUAAUUGAAAGAUCUGGUUGAAAUCAAGCUCUGGGCUCUUUUGGGUUUUCUCGGAUCCCAAUUCUCAGGUGAAAAGACAAUUCGAUUCUGAGCUAAAGAUUUGAACUUUAGCUGAUUUUAAGGAUAAUUCUUCAGAUCAUAUUUGGAAUUGGCUUCUGGAUUGGUAGUGAAGGUUCAAGUGUGGAGAUGGAUGGGCCUCGACAGAAUGAUCAUUUGGGUGUGAACAAGAUUGGGAAGAACAUCAGGAAGAGUCCUCUUCACCAGCCCAACUUCGGUGCCAAUGCUAAUGCUGCGAGGCCUCAAGGGCAGCCUCAGGUUUAUAACAUAAGCAAGACCGACUUCAGAAGUAUGGUUCAGCAGCUGACUGGCUCUCCGGCGCGUGAGAGUCUCCCUCGCCCUCCUCCGCAGAACAGCUCGCCAAAGCCUCAGAGCACGCGGUUGCAGAGGAUUAGACCACCACCCUUGACGCAGAUCAACCAGCCUGCGGCUCCUGUACAACAUUAUCCUCACGGAUACGCUAGUGGGCCUCCACCACAACCUCGUUUGUUACAAGGCACACAACAACUUCAACAACAACCGAUGAUGGGUCAUGGAGACCAGUUCUGGUCUAAUACAGCUGAGUCUCCCAUCUCAGGGUAUAUGCGUUACCUUCAAAGCUCACUUGGAGAUGCAGCUCCUAGUGGUAACCAAAUGCAGCCUGGUUAUGAACAUCGCCCAUAUAUGCCGCCGGCUCAAGAACAUCGCCCAUAUAUGCCGCCGGCUCAAGAACAUCGCCCAUAUAUGCCGCCGGCUCAAGAACAUCGCCCAUAUAUGCCGGCUCAAGAACAUCGGCCUUAUAUGCCAGCUCAACCUCAGCCUUAUAUGGCACCUCAGGCUCAGACUCAGCCACAGGCACAACCACAUAUGAUGCCUGGAUCGCAACCUCAUAUGAAUAUGCAGGGCCCACUGCCACCACCGGGGUUAGUUCCAAGCCCAGCGCCUCGUAAUCUUCCCUCCCAGCCUCAGUUCAAUGGUCCUGUUCCUGGCACGCCCACUCUGCCAUCUCCGAGGUUUAAUCAGAUGUAUGGUGGUUUUCCUUCUCCUCGGUCUAAUGGUUUUGGACCACUAAACUCACCUACAUCCCAGUUUGCUCCACCAUCUCCUUCCGGUUAUCCGAAUAUGUUCUCUCCUAGAUCAUCGUACCCAUUGCUAUCACCAGGAGUUCAGUAUCCUCAACCACUUACCCCAAACUUCUCCUUUUCACAACUAUCUCAAUCAGGAAAUCAAGGACCCGGUGCAGGAACAGGUCCUCCUCAGCCACCUCCUUCUCCAGGACUCAUAUACCCGUUGUCUCCAGGGUUUUUCCCAAGCCCAAGAUGGGGUAAUUACUAGGUGCUCCCUAGGUUAGUCUGUACUAUGAAAGAAGCUUAAUCUCCAGAGCCUAUAGUAGAAUAGACGCAGCUGCAUAGAUGAGUAAAACGCAAAAAGAUGCUUUUAUAUACAUUCUUUUACUCUGUUUUUUGGGUUCUUAUUCUAGGUAAAGGGUAAAACCUUUAACUAGGGAUCUUGGGAUAAUGAUGAUUACUUUUGUUUGUUUUUUCACAGAAUCUGCUUUCUUUUGCGUAAUUUGUACACAGGCUUUAAACAAAACUCUGUCAAUUUAUAUGAUCUUUAGCUGUUUUUUAAAGAAAUUA